AUGACGAGCUACUUGGAUUGGAAGAACUUCUUGCGUGAAGAAGGGAAGCAGCCUCGCAUAGACUCAGUGGUGGAGGAGGUUAUCCAGCGGGAGAUCGCUAAAUGGGUCAAGAUUUUGCGACGUCUCUUGGCAAUCACUCUCUUCUCAGCUACUCGUGGUCUUGCAUUUCGUGGCUCCCAAGGGCGUAUUGGUAAAGCGAACAACGGGAACUUCUUGGGCUCAGUCAAACUACUAUCACAGUUCGACGAUUGCCUGGCAGCCCAUCUCAAUGAGAUCAAACAAGGAACGAGUAGGGGAUCGCCGCAUUACUUGUCGUGGAAGAUCCAAAAUGAGCUUGAGGUGGUCUCGAGUAAAGUUCUCCAAGAAACUCUGGAUGAGAGGAGGAAGGCUGACUUCUAA
Messenger RNA from Perkinsus marinus ATCC 50983, 399 nucleotides. RefSeq lists its product as hypothetical. The coding region runs from base 1 to 399 and encodes 132 amino acids. The record is from RefSeq and is a predicted model, not a curated record. The transcript has a single exon. Lineage: Eukaryota; Perkinsozoa; Perkinsida; Perkinsidae.